Molecule: messenger RNA, 1758 nt
Organism: Pestalotiopsis fici W106-1
Lineage: Eukaryota; Fungi; Ascomycota; Sordariomycetes; Amphisphaeriales; Sporocadaceae
Exons: 6
Coding region: 1-1758 (585 amino acids)
Source: RefSeq, a predicted model, not a curated record
AUGGCUUCCAUCAAUACACAGCGGCGACCUUGCCGUAUCAUGAACAUCAGUGGCUCACCAGCAGACCGGCGAGAUGUUCUUGCGCUCUACGCGGCCUCGGAUGAGCCCGUGGAUGUGUUUGUGGGCGAUUGGAUGUCCGAGCUGAACAUGCCUAGCCGAGCCUACAGUGUCGCCAACGGUCUUGGAGUUGGCUAUGAAGAGACUUUUCUCGAGGCUCUGGAGCCAGCCCUUGAGCAUCUAGCGAGACGCAAAAUCAAAUUGGCUGCAAACGGUGGCACAGUGGCCGCAAAAGACUUGUUUGACGUCGUCGUCAAGAUGGUAGAGGAAAAACAAUUGGAUCUGGUAGUCGCGUGGGUGGAAGGUGACCUUGUCAUGGACCAAGUUCAAGCACAACGGGAAAACGGCACCAAGUUCAAGCAUAUUUCCACUGGUGAGAUGCUAGACGAAUGGGAGUACACGCCUCUAUUCGCACAAUGCUAUCUCGGAGGCAUGGGUAUCGCCGAGGCUUUCAGAUCUGGGGCGGACAUUGUCAUCUGUGGCAGAGUUGCAGACGCGGCACCCAUUGUUGGAAGCGCUGCAUGGUUUCAUGACUGGAGUCGAUCGGAUUUUGACCAACUUGCAAGAUCACUCAUCGCCGGUCAUCUCAUCGAGUGUUCGACUUACGUGACUGGCGGCAACUAUACUGGCUUCAAGAGCCUGGACUGGGAUCAUUUGGACGAUUUGGGCUAUCCGAUUGCUGAGAUUGGACCAGACGGGGAUGUUGUCAUCACGAAACCCGGGGGCACUGGCGGCAUGGUCAAUAUUGAAACAUGCAAGGAGCAGCUCCUCUAUGAGAUACAGGGCAAGUGGUAUCUCAAUUCUGACGUGACAGCGGUAAUAGAGCAGGCGAAAUUCGAACAAAUUGGCAAGGAUCGAGUCAGACUGUCGGGAAUCACUGGCAGGCCACCACCGAGAACCACAAAAGUCGGCUUGACAGCUCUCGGAGGCUACAAGGCCGAGGUCCACUGGGCUCUGGUCGGUCUUGACAUAACCGAAAAGGUGAAAAUGCUCGAGAUUCAGAUGAAGGCAUCAUUCGGGGAGGAGAGACUCAAGAGAUUCACUACAUUCAGCUUAACCACAUAUGGCUCUGUCCCCAAGAAUCCGACCAACAUGAACGCUGCCACCGUGGACUUGAGAUUGCUGGUACAGGCAAAGAACAAGGAGGACUUGUCAGACGAGAACUUUGCUCGACCCGCGUUUGACAUUAUCAUGUCAAGUUUUCCCGCUGCAACAUUCCAUCCGGACAAGCGGACUGCCACCCCUCUAGCUUACCAAGAAUAUUUUCCUACCCUUAUUGCUCAGCCUACAAUCAAAGUUCAUUUCUCAAACCCGGCACAAAAGACAAUCAGCAUACCUCCACCUGACAUUACUAUCGAGCAUCCCGAAAUCCAGCCAUCAUACGAGACAGCAAAUCCCAUCCCUCUAGAGACAUUUGGGCCCACUGUCCAAGUUCCCUUUGGGUACCGCGUCCUCGGAAGAGCGGGGGAUAAGGGGUCAAACUGCAAUGUGGGAUUCUUUGUCCGAGACGAGAAUGAGUGGCCAUGGCUGCAAUCAUUCCUCACGACCAACACCUUUACCGAGUUGAUGGGAGAGGAAUACCAAGGGCAAACCAUUGACCGUAUGGAAUUUCCCAAUCUGUGGGCUGUCCAUUUCCUCGUCAAAGACUUUCUCGACCGUGGCGUUACUGCUAAUGCAACCUACGAUGUUCUUGGAAAGUGA